UUCAUGCUUUCUGCCUGAACUGAAAGCGACACGGCUUCCCGAUGCUACGCCUGGGAGGUGGUUCAAGCUUUAGAAAUUGCCUGAGAAGCCCCGUCCAUCUGCUGGAUGCUUGGCUUUCUGGAAAGGACUAGGAGGCGUUGGCUUUUAAUCUGAGUAACUCUGAAUUUUGUUUUGUAACUUCAAAUUGUCGCCUAAUUAAAAGUAAACUGACCUUUUUUUUUUUUUUUUUUUUUUUGGAACGUUUUGUUAAAUCAGUGUGGCGAUGUGUGUUAUGGUCUAGAAUCCUAAUUAUCACCGGGGAGGAGAUGGGGGCGAAGGGGGAGCACAAAAAUCUCUUCUGCUUUUCGAUACUGGAUAUUUGAUUAAGUGAUUUGCUUUGAUAAAGUGUGCGCCAGCCAGGACUAGGGGAACAGAAGAACGGCGAAUUUGAAGAGUAACCUUCUUUUAAAAGUGGGGGAAAUUACCCUCAACCACCAGUAGCUGUUUCCGUGAGCCUCCGGGUGGAGAAUCUCCAUCAUUUUCACCUCCUCAGUCCUAGUCCAAGAGGACCCAAGGCGAGCUCGCCUAUUAUUGAACUGCCCCAACAACUCUACAGAAGGUGCAGGCGGUACCAUCGCCAAGAAUAAAAAUCCCUAAGGAGUGAGCCAGUGGACUGGGCUUCGGAGUGCAAGAAGACAGCUAUGUGGCCAGGCUGGGAGGACAGCAAAAGGGCUCAGAUCCUGUGUCUUUGGGGCGCUGAGAACCCCCUGGUAAGAGCCAGUCCGCGGCGCAUCCAACCUGCCACGCCACUGCUCUCGAGUCCGCUCCUCAUUGGCGAGCGUGUCCUUUGGGAGGCGGGGCUAAUGGCAGCCCCGCCCACCGGAGCUCCGGGGUUGGGGCAUCAGGCUCUCCUCCCACCAGGGGCCGCCAGCUCUGCUCCGUCUCCGACUUGGUCCUACAGCGCCUCUAGGCUGCGGAUCGGCGCUCCAACCACCUGCUCCGCGCUGCCGCCGAGGAAGCAGGGCGGGAGGAGGAGCGGGAGGGAGCGGGAGGAGCGGGAGGAGGAGACAGGCAGCUUACACACGCCUUCCCGUCCUCCACUCAGAGCAGCCCGAGCCCGCGACCGCCGCCACUGCUCCAGCUUCCGCCGCUACUGCCUCUGCCUCGGCUGCCACCUGAGGAGACCCACCGUCCGGACCUGCGGCGCUGCCCCCGCCGACCCCUCUCUGCUCCCGGUGAUCCGUGCACGGUGCAACUCUCACUGCUCUUCUUAUCCUCUCCUUUGCAAGAAGAGAAACUACUAGAAGAUAGCAGCCAAAAAGAAACCGCGUCUACCUUGACUGACUACUGAACCGUCUCCUGGAAUAAGAGGGUCUCCCGUCCUGGGAGUAGCAGCCAAAGACACUGAGGAAGGGUGUGGAGGGGGGGGAGGGAGGAGUUGCAGGUUCCGAGUGGGGAGGAAAGUUGCGUGUGGCAUAGACCCGACAGCGCCACUGUUCCUGGGGGACCGUGUGUCUUGGAAAAAAAGUCGCUGUCCCCCUAAGGCGAGACCCACAAGCGAGCGGGCCCCGUGGGCCCGGGGACGACGCCCCCUCCUGCGGCGUGGACUUUGUCGGUGGCCUUCUAGAAGGAGGAAUAUGGCAUCUAAGGUGUCCCCUUCUUGCCGUCUGGUUUUCUGCCUCUUGAUCUCCGCCGCGGUCCUCAGACCAGGCCUUGGAUGGUACACUGUCAACUCAGCAUAUGGAGACACCAUCGUCAUGCCUUGCCGUCUCGACGUACCUCAGAACCUCAUGUUUGGCAAAUGGAAAUAUGAAAAGCCCGAUGGGUCCCCAGUAUUUAUUGCAUUCAGAUCUUCUACGAAGAAAAGUGUGCAAUAUGAUGAUGUCCCAGAGUACAAGGACAGACUGAGCCUCUCAGAAAACUACACUUUGUCUAUCGCCAAUGCUAAGAUCAGUGAUGAGAAGAGAUUUGUGUGCAUGUUAGUGACCGAGGACAACGUGUUUGAAGCACCGACCCUAGUCAAGGUGUUCAAGCAACCAUCUAAACCUGAAAUUGUAAACAAAGCACCCUUUCUUGAAACAGAUCAGCUGAAAAAGUUAGGUGACUGCAUUUCAAGAGACAGUUACCCAGACGGCAACAUCACGUGGUACAGGAAUGGCAAAGUGCUGCAACCCAUGGAAGGAGAGGUGGCCAUACUUUUUAAAAAGGAAAUUGAUCCAGGAACUCAGUUGUAUACCGUGACUUCCUCCUUGGAGUACAAGACAACCAGGUCUGACAUACAAAUGCCAUUCACCUGUUCUGUGACAUAUUAUGGACCCUCUGGCCAGAAAACAAUUUAUUCUGAACAAGAAAUCUUUGAUAUUUACUAUCCUACAGAGCAGGUGACAAUACAAGUGCUGCCACCAAAAACUGCCAUCAAAGAAGGGGACAACAUCACCCUUCAGUGUUUGGGGAAUGGCAACCCACCUCCUGAGGAGUUCAUGUUUUACUUACCAGGACAGCCUGAAGGCAUAAGAAGCUCAAACACUUACACACUGACAGAUGUGAGACGCAAUGCCACAGGGGACUACAAAUGCUCACUGAUUGACAAAAGAAACAUGGCCGCUUCAACGACCAUCACAGUUCACUACUUGGAUUUAUCCUUAAACCCAAGUGGAGAAGUGACCAAGCAGAUUGGUGAUACCCUGCCUGUGUCAUGCACAAUAUCUGCAAGUAGGAACGCGACUGUGGUGUGGAUGAAGGAUAACAUCCGGCUCCGAUCCAGCCCUUCAUUUUCCAGUCUUCAUUAUCAGGAUGCUGGGAACUACGUCUGUGAAACUGCUCUUCAGGAGGUUGAGGGACUGAAGAAAAGGGAGUCGCUGACUCUCAUUGUAGAAGGGAAACCUCAGAUCAAAAUGACAAAGAAAACUGAUCCCAGUGGACUGUCUAAAACUAUAAUCUGCCACGUGGAAGGGUUUCCAAAGCCAGCUAUACAGUGGACCAUAACUGGCAGUGGGAGCGUCAUAAACCAAACAGAGGAGUCUCCUUAUAUUAAUGGCAGGUAUUAUAGUAAAAUUAUCAUUUCCCCUGAGGAGAAUGUUACAUUAACUUGCGCAGCAGAAAACCAACUGGAGAGAACAGUAAACUCCCUGAAUGUCUCUGCGAUAAGUAUUCCAGAGCACGAUGAGACAGACAAUAUAAGUGAUGAAAACAGAGAAAAGGUGAAUGACCAGGCAAAACUGAUUGUGGGAAUUGUCGUCGGUCUCCUCCUCGCUGCCCUUGUUGCUGGCGUUGUCUACUGGCUGUACAUGAAGAAGUCCAAAACUGCAUCAAAACAUGUAAACAAGGACCUUGGUAAUAUGGAGGAGAAUAAAAAGCUGGAAGAAAAUAAUCACAAAACAGAAGCCUAAGAGAGGAGUGGAUUGGAUGGCCUGAGGAAAAAACAUAUAAACAAAUUGAAGCAUGAACGUGGAUUGUAUUUAAGACAUAUACAAAGACAAAUGACAGCAAUUCAUGGUUCAAGUAUUAAGCAGUUCAUUCUACCAAGCUGUCACAGGAUCUUAGAGAAUUAUCUCAAGUAAAACAAUGAAAUAACGUUAUAAAAUAAAAUUACAAGAUUUGGCAGCCAUGAUAAUAGGUCAUAUGUUGUAUUUCGUUUGAUUUUUUUUUCUGUAAAUGUCUGCACUAAGGGUUUCUUUCAGUUUGCCUUUUAUGUAAAUUUUUUACGUAGCUAUUUUUAUACACUGUAAGCUUUGUUCUGGGAGUGGCUGUUAAUUGGAUGUAAAAUGUAAUGUUUUAUUUCAAUUGUUUAUAUGGAUAGUCUGAGCAGGUACGGUUCUGAUUCUGAUUGCUAUCAAUAACACCCCAUACUUUCUUUGAACAUACUUUGACCUGAAACUCAAAGGUGGCAGUUGUGAAAUUGGGAUACAUAUCUUGCCCAAUCAGAAGCUGUUUCUUAUCUUGAGAGUCAGGAGCACCAUAGGAUAUGAUGGUCUAUGUGCUGCCAACAGGCUCCCUAAGCGAGUCAAAAACACAUAUAGCAACACCACAUGAGAAUGGUACUCCCAAACUGACAAUUUUUUCUUCUCUGAAAAAGACAUACACAGAGUUUGUAUCACAUUUACUUAAUGACACUUGCUAGGAAAUUACAUUUCGUUUAAAGAAAAAAAUUAGAAAAAAAAAAAAAAUACGGAAAAAAAUAUCAGAGAAAGUUGGAAGUUCGUAUCCCCAUAGUCACAGAUCACGAUGUAAAUCACUGUAAUUAAAAUUGGUGUUAAAUCCUUUGGGUUUUCCACUGCCUUAAAAUGAUACUUAUUUCCUUAAAAAAA
Messenger RNA from Mus pahari (shrew mouse), 4286 nucleotides. It is a transcript of the gene Alcam, whose product is annotated as activated leukocyte cell adhesion molecule. Gene Ontology annotation, cellular component: plasma membrane. Lineage: Eukaryota; Metazoa; Chordata; Mammalia; Rodentia; Muridae. Bases 1617 to 3368 code for a protein of 583 amino acids. The transcript has 16 exons. Gene Ontology annotation, biological process: cell adhesion. The record is from RefSeq and is a predicted model, not a curated record.